Molecule: messenger RNA, 2130 nt
Organism: Nymphaea colorata (pocket water lily)
Lineage: Eukaryota; Viridiplantae; Streptophyta; Magnoliopsida; Nymphaeales; Nymphaeaceae
Product: pectinesterase-like
Exons: 3
Coding region: 158-1960 (600 amino acids)
Biological process (GO): cell wall modification
Molecular function (GO): pectinesterase activity; pectinesterase inhibitor activity
Source: RefSeq, a predicted model, not a curated record
GCUACUACCCUGAAGGAAGGCAGGCAGGCAGGAGCUUUUCUUUUUUCCCCACCAUUUAACCACCAACCGCCCUAUUCCAUUGAAUUAAACUUUCCUCACUAGUUAUAUAUACAAGUCCCCACCACCCGCCCUCUCUGAGCUCCACCUUCAAACCAAAAUGGCAAUUGGCAGAGACCCUUCCCCAAUCACCUUCCUCGCCACCGUCUUCCGCCAGUACAAGAAGAUUAGCAACAUCCUAUUCGUUGCCCUGCUUGCCAUUUCCUUUGUCGUAGGUGCCUCUGCAGGUGAUGCUUACGCAUCCAAGCACGGCCACCACCACCACCACCACCACGGCCACCAUGUCCACCUCAACCCCAAGAUGCCCCGAGCAGCACAUGCAGUUGUGAGGUCUUCGUGCGCACACACGCGGUAUCCUGACCUCUGCAUGUCAUCCCUCACGGGCUACUCCGGUUCAUGGAAGAUGAGUUGCCAGAAGGAUGUGAUAUUCGCAUCCUUGAACCUGACGUCGACAGCGGUGGGAAGAUCCUACCUCCGACUCCAGAAGCUGACCGAGGCGAAAGGGCUACCGCCCAGCUCUCAGACUGCUCUCCGCGACUGCCUCGAUCUCAUGAGCGAGACACUGGAACAGCUAGACUGCACAGCACAGAGAUUAAGAACGUAUCCCAGCAACAAGUCCAUAGAGGAACAUGCUUGCGACUUGAAGAUCCUCCUCAGUGCGGCAAUGACUAACCAGGACGCAUGCCUCGAGGGUUUCUCGCCCCUCAACCAUACCGGCCAUCCUGACUUCCCCCGACAGAAAUCAAUCAAGAAAGGGGCGGACCACGUAUACCGCAUGGUCAGCAAUUCCCUGGCAAUGGUCACCAACAUGACCAACUCGGACCUCGCCAUGAAGCAGCAGCAGCUUCUUGGCCGACGCAGAAGGCUCUUGGGGUCAGCCAGCCCCUUCAAGGUCGAGGGCGGUUUCCCCAACUGGAUGCCGGCCGGUGAUAGGAAGCUGUUGCAGGAUGGGGCUGUAGCGGCCGACAUAGUGGUGGCUGCCGAUGGGAGCGGGAACGUUAGGACGGUGACGGAGGCGAUCAACAGAGCGCCAGAGGGGAGCGGUCGGAGGUACGUGAUAAGGGUGAAGGCUGGGGUUUACAGGGAGAACGUGGUUGUGCCGCCCAGGAAGACAAACAUCAUGCUUGUCGGCGAUGGGCGAGGAGCCACGACCAUCACGGGCAGCAGGAGUGUGAGUGAUGGAAGCACCACCUUCAGCUCUGCCACCUUCGGUGUCUUCGGCGAUAGAUUCGUGGCGAGGGACAUCACCUUCCAGAACACGGCAGGUCCAUCGAAGGGCCAGGCCGUGGCCUUACGCGUCGGGUCGGACUUCUCUGCCUUCUACAGGUGCGAGAUCUCUGGUUAUCAGGACACCCUCUAUGCCUACUCCAUGCGCCAGUUCUACCGUGACUGCACCAUCACGGGCACCGUCGACUUCAUCUUCGGGAACGCCGCCGCCGUCUUCCAAAACUGCGACAUCUUGGCAAGGAUGCCGAUCUCCGGGCAAAGCAACGAGAUCACGGCUCAGGCCAGGAGCGACCCCAACCAAAACACGGGCUUCUCCAUUCAGAACUGCAGAAUCGGAGGGGCCUCGGACCUUGUGCCAGUGAGCCCGCCGGUGAGGACUUUCCUCGGCCGACCUUGGAUGCCAUACUCCAGGGUGGUCGUCAUGAGAUCGAACAUCGGCUCCGUCAUCGACCCUGCGGGCUGGGACAGGUGGAUCGGAGACGCCGGGCUGAACACCCUGUAUUACGGCGAGUACAUGAACACGGGGCCUGGUUCCAACACCCAGAACAGGGUCAAGUGGAGUGGGGUCAGGGUGAUGAGCGGCUCCGAGGCGGAGAGGUUUACGGUUGCCAACUUCCUCCAAGGGGGCAGCUGGGUGGGAUCGACGGGCCUCCCCUUCUCCCUCAAUCUUUCUUAGAAUCAAUUUCCUGAAGUUCCAGCAAUCACCUUUUUUCUUCUCUCAACUAUUUAUUUACUUUUCUUGAUUUGUCGAUCAAAUGUCGCUGGAAGCAUCGACUGAAAUUAUCUUCCCUCCUAUUCAGCGAAUAACAAAUACUAGAUUUUUUUUCCAGUCCCCAUUUUAUUGCA